Molecule: messenger RNA, 582 nt
Organism: Epithele typhae
Lineage: Eukaryota; Fungi; Basidiomycota; Agaricomycetes; Polyporales; Epitheliaceae
Exons: 2
Coding region: 1-582 (193 amino acids)
Source: RefSeq, a predicted model, not a curated record
AUGCUGAGACAAUCAGACCUCAAAGGGGUCGAUAUAUCAAAACUAAGCGAGAGGAUAAUCACCUCACUGUUCGCGGACGACACAAUGAUAUAUCUAGGCCCCUCAGAUAGUAUUGAGGCCGUGAACAAAAUCACUGACACCUUCUGCCUGGCAACUACGGCCAGGUUUAACAAGUCAAAAACCGAAUACCUACCGCUAGGAAGCGUCGAACACAGAAACAAAGUGGUCAACGAACGCAAGUUCAACGGCUCAACAAUACCAGAUGACGCAUCAAUCAUUAAGGACGAUGGCUUACUCCGAACGCUAGGAGCAAUGACCGGACACAAUCCAAACGCGAACGAGAAAUGGGAAUUAGUACUUGAACGCACCAACCAAAUCAUUAGCGCAUGGGCAGAAUCUCACCCCUCCUACAGAGGCAAAGAGCUCAUAACAAAAGCACUUGUAAUGUCACUAGGUUUCUACCUAAGCACUGUGAACGGAAUGCCUCCACACAUUGCAGACCAACUCGAAAAACAAAUCAAAGACUUUGUAUGGGACGGCAAAGCCAAAGGAUACACCCAUGGACGAAAAGAGCCGCAUUAA